GCGGAUCCAACACAACCGUGAGAGUCCAGUCCAAAGUGGAUCCAACACAGCAGAUAGAGUCCCGUCCACAGUGGAGCCAGCAGGAAACCAUCACAAGCGGCGGCGGAUCAGCAGCGCAGGGAUGUCCCAACCAAUACACAGCUCAGUACUAGUGUUGGAGCCGUGAAGCCGCCCUCAUGGCCAGCUAGGCAGGAGGACUCGGACUCUGACCAUGAAUACUGUGGAUGGAGCAGGAGAAGCAGGCCCGGACGGCCUGGCGAGCGCAGUCUCCAGUAAAAUAGACUGUGUCCGAGCCGGAGAUGUCCUGACAGUGCUCAGAGAGAAAGUGGCCUUUGUGUCAGGCGGACGGGACAAACGAGGAGGGCCAAUCUUGACCUUCCCAGCGAGGACUAACCAUGAGCGAAUAAGACAGGAAGAUCUUAGUCGGCUGGUUACAUACCUGUCAACCAUACCCUGCGAGGAUGUUCGUGCACGAGGGUUUACAGUGGUGGUGGACAUGCGUGGCAGUAAGUGGGACAGUGUGAAGCCGGUGUUACGGACUUUGCAGGAGUCCUUUUCCUCUAACAUCCACACAGCACUGCUCAUCAAACCUGACACAUUCUGGCAAAAACACAAGACCAACCUGGGCAGUGCCAAGCUCAGCUUUGAGACCAGCCUUGUGUCUGUAGAAGGUCUGGCCCGGUUGGUGGACCCCUCUCAGUUGACGUCUGAUUUGGGGGGUUCAUUGGAGUAUGAUCAUGUGGAGUGGACCGAGUUGCGCCUGGGUCUGGAGGAGUUCUCUGGGGCUGCCAUCCAGCUGCUGGCCCAGUUGGACCAGCUGGAGGAUGGGCUGACUAACACACCAGAACCGCAGGAUGUUGACGAGGCCCGCAAAAUCCUUGACGAACACAAUCGUCUCCGGAACACUAUUGCUACAGCGCCAGUUGAUGCCCAUGACCGAGAAGGAAAGAGCUUGCUUCAGCGCAUGCAUCUCAGCCUCUCCCAAGGAGAUGGCUCGAGUGAAAGCGGGUUCGGGAGCACCGGCAGCUGGUUGUCAGGUGGGGCUGAUUUCCAAAAUGUGGCGCCAAAGGUUUUGUCUCUACUCGACCGGCUCCAGGCGGCGCGUAGUCAUCUGUUGCAGAGCUGGAGUGACAGAAAGCUUCACCUUGACCAAGCACUGCAGUUACAUCUGUUUGAGCAGGACGCCACAAAGAUGUCCGAGUGGAUCGCCCACAGUAAGGAGUUGUUCUUGCAGACUCUAGUGGAAGUAGGUCAAAACCACCAGCAUGCUGUCAACUUGCAAACCCAACACCAGCACUUCACCUCCAACGUGAUGAAUGGCAGCGUGAACGUGGACAGUGUUGUUACCGUAGCAGCCAGACUUGCUGAGGCUCAUCACUACGGGGCAGAGAGGAUUUCCAUGGUGUCUUCACGGCUCCAGGAAGACUGGAGGUCACUGACAGCAGCAUUGGAGGAGCGUAGUAACACAUUAUCCAUGGCGACUGGCUUCCACCAAGGGGCUGAACAGUUCCAUGCAAAAGUGGACGCGUGGCUUCAGACCUGUGCGGAGGCAUCGCUGCCCUCAGCAACAGCUGAACUGGAUGAAGCUGUGAAAAAACACCAGGAGCUGAAUGAGGAGAUUUCUGCCAACUACACCCAAGUCAGCGAGAGUGGGAAAGCCUUGCUGGAUGUCCUUAAUCGCUGCACGCUGAGCGACACCGAUGACAAGUCACCUCAACUCAACUUUGCUGCUACAACACAUGGCAUCAUGGGAGUUUUGCACCAGGUGAUGCAGGGCCAACAUGACGUGGAGAGUGCAUGGCAACACCGCAAGCUCCGCCUGCACCAACACCUUCAGCUGUGUGUGUUUCAACAGGACGUCAGACAGGUGUUGGACUGGGUGGAGCAGCAUGGCGAAGUUUUCCUCAACAAGCACGGUGGUGUUGGGAAAUCGCUGCAUCGAGCACGCGCACUUCAGAAACGACAUGACGACUUUCAGCAAGUUGCCCAGAACACUUAUACUAAUGCGGAGAAGCUUCUUGAAGCGGCCGACCAGCUGGCUCAGUCUGGGGAGUGCGAGGAGGAAGAAAUCUAUCAGGCGGCGCGAGACCUGGAGCUUCGCAUGCAGGCCUUCAUUCAGAAGGUGGAACAAAGAAAGACGCUGCUGGACUUGGCCGUGUCUUUCUACACACACACCAAAGAGCUGUCAUCUUGGAUGGAGGGGCUCCAAAAGCAGCUCUCAGCUGACCUCUGCCUUGGUUCUGAAUCAGUGGAGGCGCUGCAGACACUCAUGAACCAGCAACAGCAGCAGCAGACCAACACACAAGAAGCUGCCAUGAGUGUUAUUCGCGAAGGGGAAGACCUCAUCCUGCAAUUAAGGCCUCAUGGCAGCUCAGUGGCCCACGUGGAGUCCGUGCUGCAGCAGCUGGAAGAGUCCCACGUGCAGCUGGAGGAACUCUUCCAUCAACGGAAGAUUCGAUUAGAUGUUUACCUGCAGCUGCGCAUCCUGCAACAGUGCAUUCUAGAGGUUAACGGGGAGAUGGAUGCUUGGAAGCAGGAGCUCCAGAAACAAUCCCAGGACUUCACUGCUGAGAAACGUCUUUCUGAAACAAACCAGGACAAGCAAUCACGGCUAGCUGAAGCUAGCCCAGACGCGCUUACGUUAGCACAGCAGCGCAUUCACAGGCACAUGGAACGGAGGCUGGCUAUGAAUACCAUGACCUACGAGGUGGUCCAGCAAGGUCACGACCUUCAGCAGUACAUUACUGAGGUCCAGGCAACAGGGAUUGAGCUGUCGGAGGUGGAUGGUGCUCUCUCCUCCCAGGUGGAGGAGCUGCAGCACCUCAUGCAGGACAAACAGAAGGAAGUGCAGCAGAUUGCAGAUCACACACACACACAUCUAGAACAAAACCUGCAGCUGAAACACCUGCAGAACCAGGUCAAACAGGUUCUGGGGUGGAUCUCCGAGGGUGAGGUCAUGUUGUCAUCCUGCAUGUUGAACUCCAGCUGUUUGUCCGAAGCUGAACAGUUACAGAGGGAACAUGAACGUCUCCAACAGGCCAUAGAGGCUCUCCUCCACGCUGACUCCUUGCAGCGGACCCACCAGGUGGCGCUGGCGCUGCAGCAGAGGGCAGAGUUGCUUGUCAGAUCAGGCCACAAUGAUUCAGAUGCAGUUAGGUCAUGUGCACAGACGGUGGCGCUGCACUGGCAGAGACUGAUGCUGCGCAUCGAAGACCGACUCAAACUUGUCAAUGCUUCCGCCGCCUUUUACAGGACAUCGCAACAGGUGUGCGGCGUGCUGGAGAGUCUGGAACAGGAGUACCGCAGGGAGGACGACUGGUGUGGGGGCGGUGAUAGACCGCCUGAGCAUCUCCUGCCACUGCUCAACAAACACAUGGAGCAGAAAGAGGCCUUUCUCAAGGCCUGCACGCUUGCAAGACGCAAUGCAGAAGUUUUCCUCAAGUACAUCCACCGCAACAGUGUCACCAUGGCCAACAUCUCGGGUCAUAGUCUCACUGUGCCCGGGGUGACGGAGGCCACCGGGCACUCCCGGGUCCCGGAGCAACAGGUCAAAGGUAUUCUCAGUGAGCUACUUCAGAGGGAAAAUAGAGUUCUUCAUUUUUGGACAUUAAAGAAGCGACGACUUGACCAAUGCCAGCAGUAUGUCAUGUUUCAGAUCCACGCACAGCAGGCUUUGGAUUGGCUGCAGCAGUCCGGGGACCACUAUCUGGCAACACACACAUCGGCGGGGGCGACAGUGGCCGAGACGCAGGAGCUGUUGAAGCAGCACAGAGACUUUUGUGUUUCAGCCAAGCACACGCAAGAAAAAGUGCAUCUGCUGAUUCAACUGGCUGAGAGCAUGCUGGCUAAAGGCCACGCUCACCGCCUGGAGCUUCGCCGCUGUGUUUCCACUGUAGAUAAACGAUACCGGGACUUCACGGUCCGGAUGGGCCAGUAUCGCCAUGUGCUGGAGACGGCAUUAGGAGGGUGCUCACAGGACAAUAAAGACUUGGAGCUUGAGUUGAUUCCCAAUAGUUUGUCUGACUCUGACCCUGAGGUCAAUCUGUCGGACCCAAACCACCAGAUGAGUGACGAGAAGAGACGCUCGGCCCGCAAGAAAGAGUACAUCAUGGCGGAGCUGUUGCAGACUGAGAGAGUCUAUGUCCGAGACCUGCACCAAUGCAUAGAGACAUACCACUGGGAGAUGACGAGUGGCUCAGAGGACGUCCCAUCUGGUCUUUGCAACAAAGAUGACGUGGUGUUCGGGAACAUUCAGGAUAUCUACGAGUUCCAUAACAGUAUUUUCCUGAAGGAGCUGGAGAACUACGAGCAGCUUCCUGAAGAUGUGGGACAUUGUUUCGUCACUUGGGCUGACAAGUUUCACAUGUACGUGACCUACUGCAGGAACAAGCCAGACUCCAGCUUGCUGAUCCAGCUGCACGGCACUGGCUUCUUUGAGGAGGUCCAAAGGAGACAUGGGCUGGCCAACUCCAUCUCGUCAGCGCUCAUCAAGCCAGUUCAGAGAAUCACAAAGUACCAACUGCUGCUGAAGGAGUUGCUGGCUUGCUGCGAAGAAGGAAAAGGAGAGAUCAAGGAAGGCUUGGACGUGAUGCUGAGUGUUCCCAAAAGAGCCAACGAUGCUAUGCACGUUAGCAUGCUCGAAGGUCUGGAAGAAGGUCUGGAGGUGCAAGGUGAGCUUCUCUUGCAAGACUCCUUUCUUGUUUGGGAACCAAAGUCUCUAAUCAGGAAGGGGCGUGACCGACACCUCUUCUUGUUUGAGCUGUCACUCAUCUUCAGUAAGGAGAUGAAAGACUCAUCAGGACGAGCCAAGUACCUUUACAAGAGCCGCCUGAGGACAUCAGAACUUGGUGUAACAGAACACAUUGAAGGGGAUCCUUGUAAAUUUGCUCUUUGGUUCGGAAGGACGCCGACCUCCGAUAACAGGACGGUUCUGAAGGCACUGUCCUUGGAGCUCAAGCAAGAGUGGGUCCGCAGCAUUCGACAGGUCAUUCAGGAGAGGCGAGGUCACCUGCGGGGUGCACUGAGGGAGCCCAUUCCACUUCCCAAGACUCCCAACCUGACUCUCGGGCGACAACGCAGCAUCUCACGCAGAGAAACCAGCGAGGAUGACAGCCUGGGUGAUGCCAGCAGUCAGCCGGACACCGUCUCUAUCGCCUCCAGGACAUCACAAAAUACUGCAGACAGUGACAAG
Nerophis ophidion (straightnose pipefish) is the source of this 5191-nucleotide messenger RNA. RefSeq names its product kalirin-like. NCBI's taxonomy places the organism in Eukaryota, Metazoa, Chordata, Actinopteri, Syngnathiformes, Syngnathidae. Gene Ontology annotation, molecular function: protein binding; guanyl-nucleotide exchange factor activity. The annotation marks the transcript as partial. The transcript has 40 exons. The record is from RefSeq and is a predicted model, not a curated record. Gene Ontology annotation, cellular component: cytoplasm.